GCGAGGAUGCAGCACCCGCUGGAAUUGGGCGCCGCGCGCUACUUCCCGGCCGAAGCCUUCCCCGACCACCGCUCGCACCGCUACCGCAGCUUCAUGAUCGAGGAGAUCCUCACGGACCCCCCGGACGCCAAGGGCGCCGCGCCGGCCGGGGAGCUGCUCAAGUUCGGGGUGCAGGCGCUGCUCUCCGCCCGGCCCUACCACAACCACCUCGCGGUGCUGAAGGCGGAGCCGGCCGCCGUGUUCAAGUUCCCGCUGGCUCCCCUGGGCUGCUCGGGGCUGGGCUCGGCGCUGCUGGCCGCCGGCUCGGGGCUGCAGGGCGGCUCCGCCUCGCCGCAUCUCCCGCUGGAGCUGCACCUCCGCGGGAAGCUGGAGCCGGGCCCGCCGGAGCCGGGCAAGGCCAAGAAGGGCCGCCGCAGCCGCACCGUGUUCACCGAGCUGCAGCUCAUGGGGCUGGAGAAGCGCUUCGAGAAGCAGAAAUACCUCUCCACGCCCGACAGAAUAGACCUGGCCGAAUCGCUGGGGCUCAGCCAGCUCCAGGUGAAAACCUGGUACCAGAACAGGCGCAUGAAAUGGAAGAAAAUAGUGCUGCAGGGGGGCGGCCUGGAGUCCCCCACCAAGCCCAAGGGCCGCCCGAAGAAGAACUCGAUCCCCAGCAGCGAGCAGCUCUCGGAGCAGGAGCGCGCCCGCGACGCCGAGAAGCCGCCCGAGAGCCUGGGCUCGCCGGCCGAGGUCAGCCAGGAGGAGUGAGGGGCAGCUCGGGGA
Molecule: messenger RNA, 762 nt
Organism: Melospiza melodia melodia
Lineage: Eukaryota; Metazoa; Chordata; Aves; Passeriformes; Passerellidae
Gene: BARX1
Product: BARX homeobox 1
Exons: 4
Coding region: 7-747 (246 amino acids)
Biological process (GO): regulation of DNA-templated transcription
Molecular function (GO): DNA binding; DNA-binding transcription factor activity, RNA polymerase II-specific
Source: RefSeq, a predicted model, not a curated record